Messenger RNA from Clonostachys byssicola, 1560 nucleotides. The record is from the annotation of a GenBank genome assembly. NCBI's taxonomy places the organism in Eukaryota, Fungi, Ascomycota, Sordariomycetes, Hypocreales, Bionectriaceae.
AUGAGCAAAGAAAUUACGAAAGACAUGUCCAACUGCAAUGAGUCGGACGUUGGCGUCGGCAAGAUUGAGGAUGUCGACGACAACAUCCUGAUGGCUCAAGGCCAUGUUCCGGUGCUGAAGCGAUCCUUCAACCUUCUCGGAACCCUAGGACUUGGGUUCAGCAUCACCAACUCCUGGCUUUCCUAUGCCAGCUGCUUCGGACAGAGCUUACUCUACGGCGGACCUCAAGCAACCGUGUUCGGGCUGAUCGUCGCAUGCGCUGUACAGUGGCUCGUUGUUCUUGGACUCGCCGAACAAGCCUCAGCUUUUCCAUCUUCUGGGGGCCAAUACCACUUCACAUAUAUCCUUGCUCCGAAGAAACAUAAAAAGUUCGCCGCAUUCGCCGUUGGGACUAUCAGUGUCCUGGGGUGGUGGGUCAUUACCUGCUCCGGCAUCUCCAACAACGUCCAGUGCAUCAUUGGGAUGAUAGUAUUCGCGAACCCCGACUACGAACCUCAACAAUGGCAUUCGUUCUUGCUAUACGUAGCACUGAUACUACUCACCUUAAUUCCCAUCUUCACAAUCCCUCAACGUCACCUUGGCAAGUGGACCGAAACAUGCCUUGCCCUCUCUGUUGCCGGGUUCGUCAUCGUUACCGUAACGAUCCUUGCCAUGUGCAAGGAAUAUAACCACCCCAGCUUCAUUGUCAAGUUCGAUGGAGUAAGUGGGUGGCCCGAUGGCGUUGCCUGGCUCAUGAGCGUUGGCAAUGCGAUGUACGCCUUUGCCAGUAUGGAUGCCGUCAUCCAUGUUGCAGAGGAGAUGCACCACCCUGGAAAGGCCAUACCUAAGGCGAUGAACCUUACACUCCUCAUUGGUUUAGUCACCUCGGUUCCGUUCAUUAUUGCCAUGAUGUUUUGCAUCAAGGAUCUUGACGCAGUUCGUAAUGCCCACCUUCCCAGCCUGGAAGCUUUUUACCAGGCCACUGGGAGUGAAGCUGCCGCUCUCGGCCUCCAGGGGAUUCUCGUUGUGCUCUUUUAUACGUGCAUGCCUUCCCAGUGGAUCACUUGCGGCCGACUUACAUGGGCCUUCUCCAGAGACCGCGGGCUGCCAUACUCUAACUACUGGAACCACAUCUCUCCCAAGUUUGAAUUCCCUGUCCGCACCACCCUCCUCUCCGUGGCAUUCUGCAUAAUCUACGGCGUGUUGUACCUUGCUAGCUCGCAAGCCUUCAACUCCAUCAUUAUUACAGCUGUCCUUGGAGUCAACAUCUCAUAUGUCGUUCCACAGGCCAUUACCUUGUUCCAUGGUCGCAGCAGACUCCCUGAUCGACCAUUCAAACUUGGCAAAGUCUUCGGCUACCUGUGCAAUGCCUGGACUCCGCUUUGGGUUACCGCCAUCGGCGUGUUCAUCUGUUUCCCAAAUGCGAUCCCAGUGUCAGCUGAUUCGAUGAAUUACGUUUCCGUUGUUCUCGGGUUUAUGGGUAUCAUUCUAGUGGCCUUGUGGUUCUCGGUUCGCCGUUCAUUUGAGGGUCCAAAUAUUGACUGGAGCAUGCUCAGCGAGCAGAAUGUCCAAAGCUCCUAA